Molecule: messenger RNA, 1241 nt
Organism: Sander lucioperca (pikeperch)
Lineage: Eukaryota; Metazoa; Chordata; Actinopteri; Perciformes; Percidae
Exons: 6
Coding region: 81-1241 (386 amino acids)
Source: RefSeq, a predicted model, not a curated record
AUUAGGAGUGGCUCCAUCUCUGUUAUUAGAGACGUUGUGAUGUUAAAGUGAUGUUUGAUCUUUAGGAGACAUCGACAGAGAUGGAGCUUCUUCCUCUUCUGUGUCUCUGCCUCCUGACUCGCUCUGGAAUCACGUCUGUUCAACUAAACGGAGCAGCUCCAGAGCCAUCUGUCAAGAUACUUAAUCUAACAAACAACUCAGUGCUGCUGCAGUGUGAGGUUCAAGAUGCUUCUCCAGACCUUAAAGUAGAGCUGCAGGACAGUGCUGGAAACACACUUCCUGCUGAGGAGCCCCAGGUCUCAGAAAGAGGAGACAGAUACUACAUCACCCUCCAAACUACUGUGUUCAAGACCGACAACUUCAGCUGUGUCGUCACACAGGAGGAAACCAACCAACAGAUUUAUGCUCAGACCUUUGUGCAUAUCAGUGGAGCAUCUCCAGAACCGUACAUCAGGACUCUGAAAGCCACAGCUGACUGGGCCCUGCUGCAGUGUGAGGUCCGAAGGGCGGCUCCAAAACCUAGAGUGGAGUGGAAGGACAGUGCUGGAAACACACUUCCUGCUGAGGAACCACAGACCUCAGAAAGAGGAGGCAGCUACUACAUCACUCUCAUCACUACUGUGACCAAGACAGACAACUACAGUUGUGUAGUAACACAGGAGGAAAUCAGCCAUCAGACUCACGCUGAGACCUUUGUGCUUAUCAGUGGAGCAUCUCCAGAACCGUACAUCAGGACUCUGAAAGCCACAGCUGGCUGGGACCUGCUGCAGUGUGAGGUCCGAAGGGCGGCUCCAAAACCUAAAGUAGAGUGGCAGGACAGUGCUGGAAACACACUUCCUGCUGAGGAGACAUGGACCUCAGAAAGAGGAGGCAGCUACUACACCCUCAUCACUACUGUGACCAAGACAGACAACUACAGUUGUGUAGUAACACAGGAGGAAAUCAGCCAUCAGACUCAAUCUGAGACCUUUGUUCAUAUCAGUGGGAAAGUGUGUGAAGACUCAUCUGGAAAAGUGGCCAUCGGAUGGAUGAUUGUUGCAUUAGUUUUGGGAGUUCUGAUUGUUGUUGCAGUAGCAGUUCUAGUUCUGCUUGUUCUUACAAAGAUCAUCACAAUACGCUGCAAUAGAGGUUCUCGUCAGCAGGGAAUAGGUUUGCGUGAACAGGAAAAUGGUUUGGUCAACCAGGGAAACGGUUUAUGUGAAAAGUGUUCAGAGCUGCUACAUUCACAAAAUGGUCGAUGA